AUUUAUAACAAUACCUAACAAUUAGCUACCGUUCCCUAUCCUACAUACUAUGUCCAACUGUUGGUCAUUCAUAAACUCCGGCAAAAGCUACGAUAAAAUACACUUAACUCCCGAUGACAUCGGAGUGCCCACUAAUUUCCAGCACAUACAGCACAUGGAUGUGAAAACUCAUAUCGAGGACCAGGCGCCCAAAAGUAGAUCCUCGUCCUUGAGGUCUGACCACUCGAAUGACCUAUUGUUGCAAGAAUUGAGGACUAAAUUGAAAAUCCCUAUCGCCGGACCCACACAGCCAUCACAACCACCUGUGUCGCUGCUAGACAUGACUGUCCCCUUACAAGACGUCGAUAACUAUAUAAUAAAUGUUGGGAAUUGUAAUACAGUUCCCCGAAAGCCUCCCCGCGGGACGGGACGGGUCAACACUCGACCCAAAAAGUCUCAUAAGUCGAGUGUAGGGUUAGAUAAGGACGACAUUGGAAUGCCUACCGAUUUUCAACACAUCCAACGCUGGACUUUCUCGUACGGCCUGAACAUACCGGAGCCCGUCUAUGAGGAGAUUACAGAGUGUCGACCCGUUUCCGUAAUGGCGCCCAAAGUGGACGACCCUUUA
Messenger RNA from Oppiella nova, 607 nucleotides. The record is from the annotation of a GenBank genome assembly. NCBI's taxonomy places the organism in Eukaryota, Metazoa, Arthropoda, Arachnida, Sarcoptiformes, Oppiidae.